Orcinus orca (killer whale) is the source of this 5972-nucleotide messenger RNA. RefSeq names its product MAGUK p55 scaffold protein 2 (gene MPP2). The transcript has 13 exons. Bases 1959 to 3626 code for a protein of 555 amino acids. Gene Ontology annotation, cellular component: plasma membrane; cell-cell junction. The record is from RefSeq and is a predicted model, not a curated record. Gene Ontology annotation, molecular function: protein binding. NCBI's taxonomy places the organism in Eukaryota, Metazoa, Chordata, Mammalia, Artiodactyla, Delphinidae.
GUUGUGCCAUGGGCUGCUUUGCCUUUCCAUAUUCAAAGGAAGAAGGAUAGGAGCAAGCUGCUUAACCUCUUGCAGCCUGUGUUUCCUCCUCUGUAAAGAGGUGAUGGGAGACUCAAAGCAUAGGAGUCUUGUCUUUCCCUCAGGUGGCCCUCUGUGCCUGCCCUGGGGCUGGACUUGGCUCCUGGCCUCGAAAAUCUAAUGGUGGGUUCUGCCCCUCCUCAUUUGGUGGUCAUUACACUUCCCAUGGGCCUGAUAGACAGCUGCGCCCCUGCCUCUAAGGUCAGGUUCACCCUCCCCGUCCCCUCUGCCUUCCCCCAGAGGUCCUUGCCUUGGGUUCUGCAGAGAGUGAAGCUAGCAGGGUCUUUCUACCUUACCUACGUGUCAAUAUGGCCACUAUCAUUGUGGAGAGAGGGAGAUGGUGUGGGUGUAUUCCUCUAGCAGAGAGACCCCAACUCUAUUUCUAGUAAGGUGGAGGAGUCCUUUUCCUGAGGGUUGGAGAUACAUGGGUGUUGGCAUGGGCUGAGAGUUUAGACAGCUUACCGCUGGGCUCCAGUCCAUCAGCUCUGCCCUCUCUUCCCCCUUCAGCUGGUUCCCUCCUUUCUUUGAAUCAAGGCUAGGAUGUGGGGCUUUCAGUUGGAGCUGUCCCUUUAAAUCUCUGGGUUAGUGUCCUAGUGUGUAAUCCUGCUUGCUGCCAUGGCAACCAUGGGUGUGCUUUGACCUGGUGUCACUCCUCAGGGAAUGGCAGUCUGGUGGCAGCAGCAGCGCCUAGUGGUGGCUUCAUGGAUACAGGGUCUCAGAGGAAUGAAUGGUGGCUCUGGGCUGGGGUAACUUUCAAAUCCCCAUCCACCCCCUCCCCCCCGGACCCCCUGGUCUCUGCAGCGUGAAUGCUCCCUCACCUUUUCCCUUCCCCAACCCCAAGAUGCCUGACUUGCCCACGGGCAUCACCCCCUUAAGAAAUGGGGAGCGCAACUGGGAGAUGGGGAGGGAGAAGCUGCUGCUGAGAUGUGGGGUCAGAGGGCUUGGGGCGCCCUUCCCUGCCCACAGUGGUGUCACUCCUUUCCCUCCUUCUUCUCCCCCUCACCGCUUCAUGGUUAGCAGCUGGGGGAGGAAUUUGGGGCUUGAGGUAUUUGUCCCAUGCCACAGUGGUGCCGCAGCCUCCUGGCGGAGGACCGAGAGUCGUUCUUGGUGGCUUCCUUAGAUCCGGAGGGGGUCAUUGUAAAGGAAACUGGGCUUGGAGAGGGGACUGAGAGGAGAGGUCGGAAGGCUCAAGAGGAGGUGGCAUGGGGUGUAAUAGAGGAGGGACUUGCAGGAGGCGGGGCGGGAACAAGAUGGGGCCAAGUCCCCACCCACCUUGGGUUUCUCACGGCUGGGCUGGGAGGGGAGGGUCUCUGAGCACCGCUCCCGUCCUGAAGGGGCUGCACGCUUAACCCCUUCCCCCUGCAAACCUUCUCUCAGCCGCCUCCUUCCCUUUUAGUGGUAGGUACUAAAACUGGGGGAUCCUGCCACCCGUGGGACAAGGACCCUCUCACCGCCCCUUCCCCGCCUCUCUGCUACAGUCGGGGCUUUGGCCAAUCAGCAAGGCGGUCAGACAGCUGAGCCUUGCUAUUGGCUGACCCUGCAGCGGGCGCUCUCUGAGUCCCGCCUCCUCCAGCGCUGCCAGCCUCUGACCGGGAAGGCGGCGGCGGCGUGGAGGCUACUCCGGGAACCCUGGGCCGGGUCGGGGGCAGGCAUGGCCGGCAGCCCGGGCUGCGGGGCCUCUUUGGAGGGUAUAUCCCUGGGCUCCUCUGAGGAAGCCGAGCUCCGGAGGGAAGAGUCCACUUCCUGGUGCCUGGAGCCUUCCACCUGCCCAGGCUAACAUUACCUAGGGCCUAGAGAACGGGCCAAGGAAAUUGCCCCUCCCUUCUUAGGGCCCCUGCCCCAGGCAUUCAAGGAGUCCCAGGAGUGCCGGGCAGGGAAGUAUGUGCUGCCGGGGAGGCGCUGUCUUCUGUGGGAUGUGGGCCAUGCAGCAAGUCCUGGACAACCUGGGAUCCCUCCCCAAUGCCACAGGGGCAGCCGAACUGGACCUGAUCUUCCUUCGAGGCAUUAUGGAAAGUCCUAUAGUGAGAUCCCUGGCCAAGGCCCACGAGCGGCUGGAGGAGACGAAGCUGGAGGCCGUGCGGGACAACAACCUAGAGCUGGUGCGGGAGAUCCUGCGGGACCUGGCGCGGCUGGCAGAGCGGAGCAGCGCGGCGGCGGAGCUGGUCCGCAUCCUCCAGGAGCCCCACUUCCAGUCCCUUCUGGAGACGCACGACUCUGUGGCCUCAAAGACCUAUGAGACACCGCCCCCCAGCCCUGGCCUGGACCCCACGUUCAGCAACCAGCCCGUGCCUCCUGACGCAGUGCGCAUGGUGGGCGUCCGCAAGACGGCUGGAGAGCAUCUGGGCGUGACAUUCCGCGUGGAGGGUGGCGAGUUGGUGAUCGCACGCAUUCUGCACGGGGGCAUGGUGGCUCAGCAAGGCCUACUGCACGUGGGCGACAUCAUCAAGGAGGUGAACGGGCAGCCGGUGGGCAGCGACCCCCGCGCGCUGCAGGAGCUCCUGCGCAACGCCAGCGGCAGCGUUAUCCUCAAGAUCCUGCCCAGCUACCAGGAGCCCCAUCUGCCCCGCCAGGUAUUUGUGAAAUGCCACUUUGACUAUGACCCAGCCAGAGACAGCCUUAUCCCCUGCAAGGAAGCCGGCCUGCGCUUCAAUGCUGGGGACCUGCUUCAGAUUGUAAACCAGGACGACGCCAACUGGUGGCAGGCGUGCCACGUAGAAGGGGGCAGCGCUGGGCUCAUCCCCAGUCAGCUCCUAGAGGAGAAGCGGAAAGCCUUUGUCAAGCGGGACCUGGAGCUGACACCCACCUCAGGGACCCUGUGCGGCAGCAUUUCAGGAAAGAAAAAGAAGCGAAUGAUGUAUUUGACCACCAAGAAUGCAGAGUUUGACCGCCAUGAGUUGCUCAUUUAUGAGGAGGUGGCCCGCAUGCCCCCCUUCCGCCGGAAAACCCUGGUGCUCAUCGGGGCUCAGGGUGUGGGCCGGCGCAGCCUGAAGAACAGACUCAUCAUGUGGGAUCCGGAUCGCUAUGGCACCACAGUGCCCUACACGUCCCGGAGGCCCAAGGACUCAGAACGGGAAGGCCAGGGUUACAGCUUUGUGUCCCGUGCGGAGAUGGAGGCUGACAUCCGUGCUGGGCGAUACCUGGAACAUGGUGAAUACGAGGGCAACCUGUAUGGCACACGUAUCGACUCCAUCCGGGGCGUGGUCGCUGCCGGCCGGGUGUGUGUGCUGGAUGUCAACCCCCAGGCAGUGAAGGUCCUGAGAACAGCUGAGUUUGUCCCUUAUGUGGUGUUCAUUGAGGCCCCUGACUUUGAGACCCUGCGAGCCAUGAACCGGACGGCGCUGGAGAGUGGGGUGUCCACCAAGCAGCUCACGGAGGCGGACCUGAGACGGACAGUGGAGGAGAGCAGCCGUAUCCAGAGGGGCUACGGGCAUUACUUCGACCUCAGUCUGGUCAAUAGGAACCUGGAGAGGACCUUCCGUGAACUCCAGGCCGCCCUGGAGAAGCUGCGCACGGAGCCCCAGUGGGUGCCCGUCAGCUGGGUGUACUGAGCCUGUUCUCCUGGACCUCGGCCCUCUGGGUUGGGACCCAGAACCCUGAAUCCGUCCCCUUCCCAACCGUGAGCCCCAGCCAUGAUCCUCAGCUCCCGUUCCUGGCGCUCUGGCUCUCCCUGGGUCAUGGCCCUAAGUCUGGCUUCAGCGCAGGAGGCGUGCACUGCCAGGGAGGUGGGUGUUCGUGGGGCACGUCUGUGCCCAGGUGCUACCCACUCCCGACGUUCAUUGGCCACCAGAUGUCCCUCGCUGAGGGCCGAGCCAUGCCCCGGAGUGUCGGAGUCGCCUCCAUAAUGCUCAGUCCAGAGAAGAGAAAAGCUGCUUUGGGACCAGGUGGUCAGUAGGUACGCUGCCCCCACCCCUCUCGCCAGUCAGUUUUUCUCCUCUGGACUGGCCACCCUGACCCCGCUCCUGGGCUGCUCCUACUUCUCGCCCCUGCAGCCUAGGGGCAGGCCUUAGGCUGGUUCCCUGUGGCCAGGGGGCUACGUGGCCCCCUGGCAGCUAGGCAAGCCCAGGUGCGGUGCCAGCCUGGUACCAUCCCGAAGGCUGGAGGAGCCGAAGCACCAGCCAGUUGCCGCACCAGGGAGCAGCGCGGUUCUCUGCCCCCUCGGAACGGGGCUGGCUCCCGUUCUUCCCUCACGCACAGCUUUUCACUGCCGAAGUCUCUCCGCAGACUUCUCUGAUGUGCCCCUGACAGGCCAGCUCUGCUCCCCGCAGGGCAAGGGCGGCAGGGGCUGCGGGCUCAGCCCAGGCAGGGGUGGGCUGGAGGCCGAGCCCUGUGACGAGGAGCCUGACGGGAAGCUCCCAGCCCUCCGUGGCCCGUGGUGGGGACGUGUCUGGGCUCCCUGUCUGUGGUCAGUGUCCAUUUUGGUCUCUGUGGCCGGGUGCAGGUGCCCACUCACAUGAAGGCGGCCUGGGGGCUGGGGAAAGAGGAGGGCUGGGCCACGGGGCAUGGCCUUGGAGGAUGUUUGCACCCCAGCAGACUCCCUGCACACCUCCACGGGGCGUCAUCCACCUUGGAGUCGCCACAGCUUAUGGUUCCGCAGGCUGCAGUGCCUGGUCUGUGUUUCCACCACUGGCGUGCGUGUCAGGCUUAGUUUUUGGAGAGGGGAAGCAAAGGGUUGUUGAGCUUUGGAGGUCACUCUUUGGGGCCCCGUUUCCGGGCUCCCCAUCAGCCCCCCAUUUCUUAUGAGACCCUUGUCCCAGAUUCCAGAGGCUCGGCCUUCCCCAGAUGUCUCCCUCCACUCUCCUGUUGUCCCCCGACCCUAAAUGCCACCCUCCAGCCCUUGAGGAGGGCAGCUGUGUAAAAUAGGAGAACCCCUUUUUUAAAAAGUCUGCUGUCCUUGACUUCCCCAGACGUCCCUGUGGCCCCUCCUGGGGUGAACCUGUCCUUGUAGGGGACCCCCCAUGACCCCACCCCCAGCCUUUGUGCUCCCCAGUUCUUCUGUCUAAUCAGUCUUUGCUGCAGUGUCAGCCACGCUGGCCCCUGAACCACUGUGUGCCCAUUUCCUAGGGAAGGGGAGGGAGAAGAAACAGAAUAUUUAUUACAAAGUCAGAAGUAUAUUUAUUAUAUUAGGGAUCUCAUUUGCAUUUGCCUAGGAUAUGCAAAUGAGAUGUAAAGGUCAAGUCUGCUUCCAUCUCAUUUGCAUAGCUCUGCCUCCACUAUGCAGUCAGCUUUAUGUUCCUCUUUUCCCUUUAGUCAGUGUUCUUUUAAUUUAUCCUCAAUUCAGCUCUCUCUUGCUUCACCCUCACCCUCAACCCAAGGGGACUGGGAGUGGGAGGAGAAUGGGGUGUUCUCGCGCUGGCCCAGGGCCAUGGGGUUCUUUGUUCAUACCCACGUCACCCAGGAGACUUGGGAAUAGAGACAGCUACCCCCUCCCCCUUGGUUAGCCUCCAAAGCACUCUGAUUAGAAGACCAUUCUCUGAUGGGAGGUGCGGCUGGGCACCUUGCUGAAGGAUUGGCACAUGGCCCUUGAGGGUGAAGCUCCAGUUACUGUCUGGCACCUUCACUUCUGGUGAUGCCUGUGGGUUGGGCCCCUCCCUUCCCGUCUCUAUUCCUCUCUGAACAGCAUUCUACCUCCCCUGCCUUAGCUGUACUCCGGGGACCCGUACUGGGUUGGAAUGGGUGUGUGUGCCCACCGCGUUAGCCCUCAGGCUCCAGCCUCCCUCUUCCCACUGUGGACGCUUGUAUUGAGGAACCUCAGGAUUAUGGGACCCUGACGCCCCGUCCACACUCAGUCCCAGCCCAGCUGUGCUUCUCCUGUCCCCUCUCUCAGCCAUCCAGUUCUUGAGCUUUCUCUCUGAUUGGCUUUCUUUUCCUUUGAUUAAAUGUGAAAGCAAAGCUUC